GGCUAAACAAGGCAAAUAGUGUGUUUUGUUUAUUGAAUUCAUUGUUUUCACAUCAAAUUGUGAUACAAUUUUACAUCUAUGUAGGUUUCAAUGAAAAAAUGCCCACAGAGGGGACUGCUUCAUCAUACAUGUGGCGCAAAUCGCGAAUGAAAUUUGUUAUGACGAAACGCAGUGCUAGUAUGAGCGAUCGUCAAAGAAAGCGUACUUCUUCAAAAAACGACGAUGACGAUAAUAACGAAAUAGAAGACGACUUCACUUCCUGUUUCAUUGACGACGACGAAUCAGAUAUUGAGAACAACGAUUCCUUGUUUCUCAAAGAAAAUCAUGAGGAAAAAGAGAUUAACGACAAGCAGC
This is a messenger RNA of Lymnaea stagnalis (great pond snail), 354 nucleotides long. Lineage: Eukaryota; Metazoa; Mollusca; Gastropoda; Lymnaeidae. The record is from the annotation of a GenBank genome assembly.